CCGGGGCGGCGGAAGGGGAGGAGGAGCGGGCCGGGGCCGCCGGUGCCGCCGCCAUGGCGCUGCUGCCCGCGCGCCGCGCGCUCCUCGCCGCCGCCCUGGGCCCCGCCGGCCGCCGCCGGCUCCCCCGGCACCACGGUAACCGCUGCCUCUCCCGGCCCCCAGGAGCGGGGGGCGAGCCGGAGGCCGAGGGGCCCGGCCGGGCCUCCGCCAUGCUGCGGCACCUGCUCCUCAAGCUGCGGGCCACCGGGCCGGUGACGGUGGCCGAGUACAUGCGGGAGGCGCUCACCAACCCCGGCGAGGGUUACUACACGCGCCGCGGCGGCAUCGGCGAGAGCGGGGAUUUUGUCACCUCCCCUGAAAUCAGUCAGGUGUUCGGAGAGUUAAUAGGAAUAUGGUACAUCAGUGAAUGGAUAGCCGCGGGCAAACCCAAAGCGUUCCAGCUGGUGGAAAUGGGCCCAGGGAGGGGCACACUUACUGAUGAUAUAUUACGGGUCUUCAAGCAGCUUGCCUCCUUACUUAGUAAAUGUGAUGUCUCUAUUCAUCUGGUAGAAGUGAGUCCCAAACUCAGUGAGAUCCAAGCACAGAUGCUGACAGGAGGGAAGGUGCAGUCAAACCCUGAGGACAAGUCUGUUUACAUGAAAGGCAUUAGCAAGACGGGAAUUCCCAUUUUCUGGUACAGAGAUAUUCAAGAUGUGCCGCUAGGUUACAGCUUUUACUUGGCACAUGAGUUUUUUGAUGCCCUACCAAUACAUAAAUUUCAGAGAACAGACAAAGGCUGGCGUGAAGUGUUGGUUGAUAUAGAUCCAGAAGUUCCUGAUCAGCUGCGGUUUGUCCUGUCGCCAUCCAGUACCCCCGCAACACAAAACUUUAUUCAGCCUGAAGAAACAAGAGAUCACGUGGAAGUGUGUCCCGAGGCCGGUGUCAUCAUUCAGAAUCUUGCCUGCCGUAUAGAAAAGGGUGGUGGGGCUGCACUGGUUGCCGAUUAUGGUCAUGAUGGAACAAAAACUGACACUUUCCGGGGUUUCCGAAAUCAUAAACUUCAUGAUGUGCUGAGCGCUCCAGGUACGGCAGACCUGACAGCAGAUGUUGAUUUCAGCUAUCUUCGAAAGAUGACACAGGGAAGAACAGCUACAUUAGGCCCCAUAAAACAGCGGGAGUUUUUAAAAAACAUGGGCAUUGACCUCCGAUUGCAGGUGCUCUUGCAGAAUUCACGUGACACAGCAACUCGUGAGCAGUUACUUCACAGCUAUGAUAUGCUGAUGAACCCCAAGAAGAUGGGGGACUGUUUCAGCUUUUUUGCCCUGCUGCCUCACCACAGACUUGCACGUCCUGACAAGAAACAUAAGCCAGAAUCAGAGUCUCCCUUACCGCCUGUUGCUGGAUUCAGUGAACUCUUACUGAAGUAAUUUCAAAUACUACAGCAAAAUGAUAGUAGUAGCUUUCAACAGCAACUUAUUAAAUUAAAAAAAAAAAAAUAAAA
Messenger RNA from Columba livia (rock pigeon), 1480 nucleotides. RefSeq names its product NADH:ubiquinone oxidoreductase complex assembly factor 7 (gene NDUFAF7). Gene Ontology annotation, biological process: mitochondrial respiratory chain complex I assembly. Gene Ontology annotation, molecular function: protein-arginine omega-N symmetric methyltransferase activity. The transcript has 9 exons. Gene Ontology annotation, cellular component: mitochondrion. The record is from RefSeq and is a predicted model, not a curated record. The coding region runs from base 54 to 1406 and encodes 450 amino acids. NCBI's taxonomy places the organism in Eukaryota, Metazoa, Chordata, Aves, Columbiformes, Columbidae.